Messenger RNA from Vicia villosa (hairy vetch), 903 nucleotides. RefSeq names its product CASP-like protein 1F2. The record is from RefSeq and is a predicted model, not a curated record. Lineage: Eukaryota; Viridiplantae; Streptophyta; Magnoliopsida; Fabales; Fabaceae. Bases 126 to 707 code for a protein of 193 amino acids. The transcript has 3 exons.
AAUUUCAUUUCACACUCUUCUUUUGUCUUUCUCAUUUACUUUUCUCCUAUAAAAGUUAAUAACUCCUUGUCUCAAUUUCUUCCUGUUUUUUUGUGUCAUUUUCUUCCUAUCCUCUUUUCUAAACUAUGGCUGAUUCCAAAGAUUCCUUCAGGAUGGAACCCAAAUCUUCAUCUUCAUCCACAUCAACCACAACCUCAUCCUUACAAAAACAUCAUAGGACUUUUUUGAUGACUCAAAACAUCCUCAGAAUCUUAGUCAUUAUCCUCACUGCAGUUUCAAUUGUAGUUACAGUCACCAACAACCAAACCAUUACGCUGUACACUUUUCAGUUUGAAGCUCACUUUUAUUACUCUUCAUCUCUCAAGUUCUUUGUUGUUGCAAAUAGUGUGGUCUGUUUCUUGUCUGUGCUAUUACUUAUAUUCAAUCUUCUGAGGAGGAGGCAACAAACACUUCAACUAAAAGACUACUACUUCUUCCUGUUUUUAUUUGACUUGGUGAUGACGGUGUUGUUGAUAGCUGGAUGUGCAGCUGCCACAGCCAUUGGAUUUGUGGGACAGUAUGGAGAUGACCAUGUGGGUUGGAUUCCAAUAUGUGACAAUGUGAAAAAAUUCUGCAGAAUCAAUUUGGUUUCACUUUUGGUUUCAUAUUUGGCUUUUUUAGUCAAUUUGGGACUCACAGGUUUAAUAGCUUACAAAUGCACCACAUGAAUUUUCUCACUUUCACAUGUAUCUUAUCAAACAUGCUCCAUUCUCCAAUAGUUGUACCUAGUUAUGUCGUUUUGUAUGAAGUUUCUUAUAUGUAAUAAAACUUUAUUAUAGUAAAAAAUGUUGAGUUUGGUGUAUGGUUUUAAUUGCAAACAAAAUGCUAGUACAACACACAACUAACUUAUGAAGAAAGAAUUUA